Danio aesculapii is the source of this 2481-nucleotide messenger RNA. Its product is annotated as zinc finger protein 271-like. Gene Ontology annotation, molecular function: DNA-binding transcription factor activity, RNA polymerase II-specific; RNA polymerase II cis-regulatory region sequence-specific DNA binding. The record is from RefSeq and is a predicted model, not a curated record. Gene Ontology annotation, biological process: regulation of transcription by RNA polymerase II. The transcript has 3 exons. NCBI's taxonomy places the organism in Eukaryota, Metazoa, Chordata, Actinopteri, Cypriniformes, Danionidae. Bases 275 to 2242 code for a protein of 655 amino acids.
GAUAUUAGUAUAUUUACAGUAUAUUAGUAAUUAAACACUUUAAAAUUCAUUUAUUAAAUAUUGAGAGAUAUAAAUAAACAAAGAAUGUGUUAAUUAGAAGAAAAGAAACCUACUAUUGGCAGAUAUGCUCCUCCCCUAUAGUGAAGCUCCUCCCCCUUCACUUCAGCUAUAAAUACUGGAAUAUUCCCAUCAGUCCACAAGUGAAGACGAGCUUCAGACCAUCAGGAGGAAGUGAAAUCUGCAAAGACAGAGUUUAUUGAAGGACAGAGAGAACAUGAGUGAUCCAGAACCCUGCAGAAUUGAACUGGAAGACACUGAAGAACAAACAGACCUAAAAGAGAAUGAGAAGAGCACUGGCGAUAAACUUUUUGGAGACGAGAAGUACUUCACUUGCAGUCAGUGCGGAAAGAGUUUGCGGAGCAAAAACAGUCUUAAGAUUCACAUGAGGAUUCACACUGGAGAGAGACCAUUCACCUGUACUCAGUGUGGGAAGAGUUUCACAGUAUCAUCACACCUUAAUCAACACAUGAUGAUUCACACUGGAGAGAGACCAUGGACAUGUACUCAGUGUGGGAAGAGUUUCAGAGAAUCAUCACACCUUAUUCGACACAUGAUGAUUCACACUGGAGAGAAAACACACAAAUGUGAUCAAUGCGGCAAAACAUUUUAUAGGGCUCCAUAUCUGAAGGUCCAUCUUAGAGUUCACACAAAGGAGAAACCUUAUAUCUGUUCUGAGUGUGGAAAGAGUUUUACACAGAAGACAAAUUUAAGGAAACAUCAGAAGAUCCACACUGGUGUGAAAGAGUAUAUGUGCUUUGAAUGUGAGAAGACUUUUAUUACAGCCGGAGAAUUGAAACUGCACCAGAGGAUUCACACUGGAGAGAAACCUUACAAGUGUUUACACUGCGACAAGAGAUUCAGUCAGUCAGUAAGCCUGAAAACACAUGAGCGUAUUCACACUGGAGAGAAACCUUACAAGUGUUCACACUGCGACAAGAGAUUCAGUCAGUCAGUAAGCCUGAAAACACAUGAGCGUAUUCACACUGGAGAGAAACCUUACAAGUGUUCACACUGCGACAAGACAUUCAGUCAGUCAGGAAGCCUGAAAAAACAUGAAAAGAUUCACACUGGAGAGAAACCGUACACAUGUGAUCAGUGUCUGAAGAGUUUCUCACAUGCUUCAUAUCUGAAGAUCCAUCUUAGAGUUCAUACAAAGGAGAAACCUUAUAUCUGUUCUGAAUGUGGAAAGAGUUUUACACAGAAGGCACAUUUAAGAGAACAUGAGAAGAUCCACUCUGGUGUGAGAGAGUAUAUGUGCUUUGAGUGUGAGAAGACUUUUAUUACAGCUGAACAAUUGAAACAGCACCAGAGGACUCACACUGGAGAGAAACCUUACAAGUGUUCACACUGCGACAAGAGAUUCAGUCAGUCAGGAAGCCUGAAAACACAUCAAAUGAUUCACACUGGAGAGAAACCAUAUACAUGUUCACACUGCGACAAGAGAUUCAGGCAGUCAGGAGAGCUGAAAACACAUGAGAGGAUUCACACUGGAGAGAAACCAUAUACAUGUUUACACUGCGACAAGAGAUUCAGUCGGCCAGGAGACCUGAAAACACAUGAGAGGAUUCACACUGGAGAGAAACCAUAUACGUGUUCACACUGCGACAAGAGAUUCAGUCAGUUGAGACAUCUGAAAACACAUGAGGGGAUUCACACUGGAGAGAAACCAUAUACAUGUUUACACUGCGACAAGAGAUUUAGGCGGUCAGGAGGCCUGAAAACACAUGAGAGGAUUCACACUGGAGGGAAACCAUAUACGUGUUCACACUGCGACAAGAGAUUCAGUCAGUUGAGACAUCUGAAAACACAUGAGGGGAUUCACACUGGAGAGAAACCAUAUACAUGUUCACACUGCGACAAGAGAUUCAGGCAGUCAGGAGACCUGAAAACACAUGAGAGGAUUCACACUGGAGAGAAACCAUAUAUGUGUUCACACUGCGACAAGAGAUUCAGGCAGUCAGGAAGCCUGAAAACACAUGAGAGGAUUCACACUGGAGAGAAACCGUACAAGUGUUUACAGUGUGAGAAGAGAUUCAGUAAGCCAGAAAACCUGAAAACACACAAAAGGAUUCACACUGGAGAGAAACCGUACACAUGUGAUCAGUGUCUGAAGAGUUUCACACAGUUGUGUGAUCUUAAGAGACACAUGAAAAUCCACACUGGAGAAAAGCAGCACAUGUGACAUCAAUGCAGCAAAACAGUUUCUCAUCUGGAACGAGUGUUUAAUGUCAGAACAUGAGAAAAUACAAGUGUGAGAAACUGAGUGUGAAAAGUCUGUCCAUUUGUUUUGUGUAUAUCGUUUCAUCAAUGUUUUUUAUCUUAUCAUGAUAUGUAAAUAAUUCAUAUUGAUUUUGAUGCAAUUCAAGCAGAAGCCACAGGGUGGCACAAUAAAAACAGUUCAAGCAUCUUGCAAAAACCUAA